UAAAAAAUAUAUUUGUCAUUUCACAAUCGCAGUGUUUACUGUCUAUUGUACACUUCCGGGAGCUGUUUGACACACUGGUUUAUGGCAGGCCGGCAUAUAAAGCCGCCGAAAGGUACCAAUGACCUAUAUGACGCUGGUCGCGGACAUGUCUACGCCGAGAAGAUUCAGCCUCUGCCGGACAACAUGAAAAAGAAGAUCUCUGUGAUACUCGAAGCAAUUCCUACGAAAAGCAAAAGCGAGAUCGCCGAGGUUUUACAAGCCUGUGACUACGACGUCGACUCGGCGUUAAACUGUUUCAUUGCAGACGGGGAAAUGGAAGCGCAGAAUGAAUGGAUGGUUCAGGGAAAACGAAAGAACAAGAAAAAGAAAAAAAAUGCAAAGAAAGCUUUGAAAGAGGAAUCCCAGAAUGAAACAGAAAAUGCUGAGUCUGGAUCAAAGACUGAAAAGCAAGCUGAUGAAGGACAGCAGAAAAACAUCCCAAAUGGAACUGUUCCUAAAGGACACACAGCUAGUGGGGACAAGCCAAUAACCAGUAACACUCCAAAACCCAUUGAAAAUGCAAAACCUACCUCAAUUGAUGAUCCCAACCCCACAACAAAUAAUAGUCUAAAACCUAUUGUAGUCAAUGACCAGAAACUGACAGCAAAUAGUGACCCACAACCCGCAAGUCCUCCCCCUCAUUCACCCCCGCUCCUGUCACCCACCGACUCUGUGAGCUCAUCUCAAGGCUCCCAGUCAUUUAACAAAGCUAGGGCAGGAAGUUCCUCCAAUGAGAAACAUCCAAGGGUGCGAACCUCCUCAACUUCCAAACCAGAAGUAAUUAAAAAGUCUUUAAAAGAUCUUGAAAGAUCAGCUGUCUCCAUAGCAAGAUUUCAAGCUAUGUUGGAUGAGCAUGCAGAUUCCUCUACCAAAGCAUUAUCGAAAAGUUUUCAAGAAAUUAGACAAGCUUUAGAUGAAAGGGAACGGAUUUUAGGAGAACAACUUCAGUCAGUUAUAGAAGAGUCAAAAAAACUCUUGGAGAACCGUCAAGAGGAUGCAGCGUGUUUAAAGUUUAAAUGCAAUCGAGUUGGAUGCAUGAAUGAAGAAGAAUCAGCAGAACUAAGGAAUGAAAUAAAGCAUUUUGUAGGAGAGCGGAGGAUAGAUGAGGAUCUGGGGAAGACCACAAGGUUUAAAAGUGAACAGGAAAAAAUGUUAGAGGCCGUAAAGACGUUUGGUGAAGUACCGUCAAUAAGAAACCACUAUACCCCUUUCAAACGAAAACAGCCCGAACCCGCGAAACUUCACAAACCCCCGCCUGUCAAAUCCCACAAACCCACCCCCACGACCAAGCCAAGCACCCCACCUACCAAUGGACCCCCGCCAACCACCACCACGGCCGGCUCUACAAAAUCCAAACCUUCGAGCGAAACGAAAGCCGGCAAUUCGGGAAACGAGAAACCACCGUUGUCACCAACGCGGCUAAAAGAUCAAGCUGCAAUGCAUGCGAGGUUACAGCAAGCGAUGAAGGAACAGCAGGUUCCACCUGCUACCAAAGAGGCUAGCAAGAAGCGCGAGGUUAAAGUCAAUGAAAAACCAAGGACAAAAGAGUUUGGUCCAAAGCCAUUCAGGAGUAAUAGCGGUAGAGGACAACAGGGGAACUCGCAACGGGAACAAAACACGCAGCGUCAGAGACAAGUGAAUUCAGCGCAACACACCACAAGGUCAUUUAGCAAUAAUCGUCACGAGAACAAGACCCCCCCUGCGGGUGAGAAUUCUAAAGAGGAAACUCGGACCCAGACAGACCGCGCUAAUUCUCAUGGUGAUGGUAGUCCGGCGGACAACGCUACGCGGACUCCGGAUAUCGAACCCGCGGAUGGGGGUACUUUAGCUCGUGAGGGUAGCCUAGAGGAGAACAACGCUCAGAUUCGUGAGGGUAAUAACGCGCAGGCUGAAGAACAUAAACCAGCGGAGAACGAAGCUUCCCACACAACUACGCACGACCUAAAUAGUCGCGUGUUUACUAAUCAGGGACAUAAGAAGCCAAAACGACGUUAUAUUCGUAAAACGCCUAUUAAUAACGACGGUCCUUUCUUCCGAAACGGGACGUCGGAGACUUCAAACGGUUCGGGUACAACCAAGGGGAAUGGUGACCACAAUGAGAAAGGGAAAGGUACAGAUUUACCAAACGGAGAGUUCAAGGGCGAGACGACGAAUGGUUUCGUACCGUUGCCCCAGAGGAACAACAGGCCGCGAAAGUUUUAUUGCAAGAAAGAGCCUGGUAGCAAAAUAGAAUUUCCUCCAAAAAGGGAGAAUGGUGAUAGUUGAUACCAUACCUGGGCCCGCGUCCCAUGACAUCUGUGAUGACACCCAACAAUUCCGAAUCACGUUCUGAAAUCCGCUUUAAAAUGAAUAAUCAAUUUAACGAGUGAAAUGCAACAGACAUAUAUGAAUGAUAUAAAAAUUUUGAAAUAUAAGCGAUGGAUGAUUUGGAAAAAUAUCCAGUGAAGGCAUGUUUACACUCAUACCAUUUAUCGGGCCAACCUAAGAUUUUUUUGUUAUCAUGGAUGAUGCUGAGUGCUGACGUUUGGCCGGCCUGGCAACUGUUCUGUGUGUAAACCUGCUUAGCCGAGUUCAAUGAAUGUUUAUACCCAAAUUUAGCGUUUAGCCUUAGGCUAUUGCUAGACUUGGACCAGUUGCGUUUUAACACUGACUACUUGUUACCAGCUUGCUGUAAGUUGUAACUUUGUUACAAUGUUGUGGUAACCUUGUGCACUGCCAACGUUGUUACAAAGGGUUCAGGUUACUUCACUGUGAAAACUAGUUUAAGCACAUAAAAUGUGAAAUUUUUUGGUGUUUAUACAAUCGAAUGAAAUUCGAAGCGUCUCUGAGAAAAUUACUCGUAGUUACCUGUCUCAGGUGGCAUAUAAUAACCAUGUAGACGACUAUUAUUAUCGCUUGUGUUAUUAAUUUAUAACAAUAAUGAACAGCCCAUGAAAUGAAAUAAUUAUGUCAUACUUAUUUGCAACAAAAUGACAACGAAUAAUAUAUACGUGCAAUAAAAAUUGAAUGAAUUUUCCCCACAAACAAUAUAUUGCAGAAGCUGU
This is a messenger RNA of Dendronephthya gigantea, 3083 nucleotides long. RefSeq names its product spermatogenesis-associated serine-rich protein 2-like. Gene Ontology annotation, cellular component: cytoplasm. NCBI's taxonomy places the organism in Eukaryota, Metazoa, Cnidaria, Anthozoa, Malacalcyonacea, Nephtheidae. Bases 82 to 2304 code for a protein of 740 amino acids. The transcript is spliced from 14 exons. The record is from RefSeq and is a predicted model, not a curated record. Gene Ontology annotation, molecular function: protein binding.